Molecule: messenger RNA, 1074 nt
Organism: Acipenser ruthenus (sterlet)
Lineage: Eukaryota; Metazoa; Chordata; Actinopteri; Acipenseriformes; Acipenseridae
Product: fibronectin type III domain-containing protein 7-like
Exons: 5
Coding region: 1-1074 (357 amino acids)
Molecular function (GO): protein binding
Source: RefSeq, a predicted model, not a curated record
AUGAAUCAAUUGCCUGGCACAUCUCAGAUAAUCGAAGCUGAUGCCAUCUCAAGCACUGCGAUCAGAGCGCAGUGGUCCGCGGUGACGGGCGCACAACGCUAUUACCUGAUUGUUAAAUCAGACAGCGAAAACUACAACCUGACAUUUUCCACUGUGCAGGGGACAAUAAACAAUCUGCAUCCGACCAAAACCUAUAUGCUGAAUAUUUACACUGCAAACGCAGGUGGCCUGGGAGCACCGAGCAAAAUAAAAACCGUCACAACAUUGGUUCCGCCGCCAACAGGUGCCACUCUUUCCAUCAUUGGUUCGAAUGCAGUGCGUAUUGACUGGCAGUCAGUGGACAAGGUCCUUUUGUAUGGAGUAUUCAUUUAUAAGAAUGACAACCUCAGCAGCACCCCGGAGAUUUUAAAAACCCCCGAUACCUUUGUUGUCAUCAAUAGGCUUAUGCCAUGCACCAACUACCUCUUUGGACUAAGGUCCGCCAACAACUUUUUGAUUUUCGGAGAGGAAUCAUACGUCACUUAUAGGACUGGAAGUGCAGACCCAGUUUCAGCCAUUCAAGCAAACUACAGCUGUAUCGAUGGCUUUGCGACUGUGACGUGGAAUCCCAGUUCAGGUGCAACUUCAUACAGAGCCUCUGCUACCACUCAGAAUGGGACGGCAGCCCUCUCCUGCACCACAAAAACAACCAGCUGCCAGAUAAUGGGGCUGAAGUGUGGAGCAAAGUACACUGUGCAUGUCUUUGCACUGGCUGGCAGCUGUGAAAGUACUGCGGAAGCAACUGCUGUCUUUCAAACAGUUCCUUGUGCACCUAUAAACCUGGACAUCUACCGGGACUGCUACAGCAAUGUUGUCUUCUUUUACUGGGACCCUACUCCCAACACUGACUUCUACUCAGCAACAGCCCUGGGGUCGGACGGGGCGGUGAUGGAGUGCAGGACCACAGACACCUCCUGCUUCUUCACAGAUUUAAACUGUGGAAUGGGGUACAUGUUCAGAGUCUCCUCAAUGAAAGGGAAAUGCAGCAGUGCAUACAGCGCUCCCGUCAGAGCUCGUACAGGUAAAGUACCCUAA